AUGAUGAAGUGCACGAUUACAUGCAUUUCGGCGUCAAAUAGGCUUUUUCAAGACCCCUCCUCGACGAAAAUAACGCCCUCACACUCAAGGGGCCGAGGGUAUCGGUGGAGUCGGGAUGCGUCAUCACAUGGAUACAGUUCUGAGGUGGAUGGACGAGGGAAAGAAAGGGAGUCUGGAAAUGGCCUCAUCACAAUGCAAACUCGUGGAGGUGAAUUGAGUCGCGACAGAAAGAGUGUGAAGCUGCAAACGAGGCCAUUGGGGCGUCGGGAGGUAAGAGGAGCGAAGCGAGAGCAGACCAGGAAGGAGAACACACCUCCUCGUGUCGAGGUUGGGGAGGCCUGGCGGUGA
Messenger RNA from Protopolystoma xenopodis, 348 nucleotides. Lineage: Eukaryota; Metazoa; Platyhelminthes; Monogenea; Polystomatidea; Polystomatidae. The record is from the annotation of a GenBank genome assembly.